AUGCACAAGAUGAUAGAAAAUAUGUUGAUUGUUUUAAAUGUAACAAUGAGAAUUUUCAUUUUACAUUUAUGUUAUGUAGGUACUGAAAUUUGGAACGAGGAGCUACUUUUAAAAGAAAACUUCAUAAAUGGAUCACCUAACCUAUGUCAAAAUGGUAGACAUCAAUCACCGAUUAAUAUUAUGACCAAAAAUCUUGUUUAUGAUCAUUCACUAUCCGCAAUGGAGAUAGAAGGAUUAGAAAAGCAACUUGAACUAAUCGUUGAAAAUUGUGGAUACGAUAUACGUAUAAGUUUAACUAAUGAAUUUGUACAAUUAAAUGGUGGUCCAUCCUCAUAUGCUUAUCGAAUUUCUUUUAUGCAAAUUAAAUUUGGAUCAGCAUCAACUCAAGGAUCAGAGCAUACAAUCGAUGGUAAAGCAUUUCCAGGUGAAUUGCAGAUUUAUUCAUUCAAUAAUGAAUUAUACAAUAAUUUAUCUGAGGCAUUUUAUCGUCCGAAUGGUAUACUUGCUAUCAGCGUUUUCCUUAAAAUUGGAAAUGCAACGAAUAAGGACCUUUUAGGAGUUGUAGCUGCAGCCGAACAAACAAUAUUUAAAGGUGAAACAUUCCAGCUAAAAGGUCUUGAACUACGCUCAUUACUAACAUCAACACAUGAGUUUAUGACAUAUGAAGGAUCAUUGCCAUUUCCUCCAUGCCAUGAAACAGUUACCUGGAUCAUAUUGAAUCAUCCUAUAAUGAUUACUGAAACUGAAUUAAAAACUCUUCGGAGAUUACGAGUUGCCGAUACAUUAUGGUCAGGAUCGAUGGCUGACAAUUUUCGACCAACUCAAGCUAUUAAUAACCGUUCAGUUCGGACGAAUAUCAAUUUUCGUAGUUCGAAUGAAGCGUGUGAUGUGCGUAAACAAGUUUCAUAUAUUGCUAAUGUUGCACAAGUUUGA
Schistosoma intercalatum is the source of this 933-nucleotide messenger RNA. The record is from the annotation of a GenBank genome assembly. NCBI's taxonomy places the organism in Eukaryota, Metazoa, Platyhelminthes, Trematoda, Strigeidida, Schistosomatidae.